Molecule: messenger RNA, 945 nt
Organism: Pochonia chlamydosporia 170
Lineage: Eukaryota; Fungi; Ascomycota; Sordariomycetes; Hypocreales; Clavicipitaceae
Product: NmrA family transcriptional regulator
Exons: 1
Coding region: 1-945 (314 amino acids)
Source: RefSeq, a predicted model, not a curated record
AUGGCUUCCUCAACUCCCAUCAAGAAGGUCUGCCUUAUUGGCGCCAACGGAACGGUCGGUUCAGUCAUCACAAAGGAGAUCGUCAAGGCCGGCUGCUUCGACAUGUCUGUUCUACGACGCUCCAAUUCGUCCUCGCUUUCACCAGCUGGUGUCACUGAGAUUCCCAUCUCACCCGCCCUCGGUUUAGAGGAGCUUACGAAAGCUCUGGCCGGCCAGGACGCCGUUGUGGCCGCAUUCCCGCUGAAGGACGUAUCGGAGCACCUUCGUCUAGCAGAAGCAGCCUUCAAUGCAGGUGUUCUUCGCUACAUCCCCGCAGACUACGGGAGCUGUGAUGCUGCCAGCCCUCAAGCCCAGCACCAUCUGAAGCUGUACCGGGACAAGACCGCCGUACGGGUCAAGUGUGAAGAGCUUGCGGACAAGGCAGCUGCAGACCCGACAGGUGCUAGCCCAUUCACAUGGACGUCCAUUAUUUGCGGCCACUUUUUCGACUAUGGCCUCCGAAGUGGCCUGCUCCAUUUCGACAUUGACACCGAACGAGCACAGAUCCUCGAUGCUGGAGACAUCAAAGCAUCGGCAUCUACUCUCCGCCGCGUCGGGGAGUCGGUAGUUCGUGUUCUUCAGCGUCAGGAAGCUACUCGUAACCGUGCUGUGUAUGUCCAAAGCUUCUGCCCAACACAGCUUGAAAUCCUGGCAUCACUCGAGCGUGCUACCGGCAACAAAUGGCACACGCAGCAUCUAGACUCUAAUGCCUUUCUGGAUCGCGAGACCAAGCGCCUGGCCGCUGGUGAUCAUGAGGCCGUCGAGGAGAUUGUUUUUGUUCUGGGCACUGUGGACGCGGACUGGACUCGCAAGGACGGAUAUGCAAUGGAGUUGUUGGGUUUGGAGGACGAGAACUUAGAUGAGGUGAUUUGCGAGGUGCUGGCUGCUCACAAAGCCAAGGCAUAA